AUGCCAUCAAACUGGAAGAGGCCAGCUGAUGUUGCAUUUCCUCAAGUUUGGGCUAGGUGUGAAGGCAAAACAACUUUAGCAGAUGGUUCUAAGCUUGUCUACAGAAUACAGGAUGCCACUCCUGAAAUGCAUGAAGAAAUUGUUGACAGACUCAUGAUGGUAUACUUUGUCCGAGAUGAGGAUAUUUGCAAGACAAUUAAUUUAAUGGCAGAUAAAACAUCUAUGGAAGACACUAGAAUAAUGUGGAAGGAAUCACUAAAGCAGAAUGUUGGUCUUGUAGCUAUAAGAGAAUAUCCAGAUGGUCAAGAAGAAAUCAUUGGGACCAAUAUAACAUGUGUUGUCAGCAAAGGAGAGAAAUCAAAUCCUGAUGAGGUGAAAGGCGAGGCAAUGAGAAAAAUUUGGCGUAUGUUGAUGGAAGAUCUACCAAAGCAACUUGAUGUAUUUGAGCAUUAUGGGGUGGACCACUACAUGAGUGCUGUGGGACUAACUGUAUUACCAAAAUACAGAGGACAAAAUGUGGGACUUGAGAUUUUACGUGCUCGAUUUCAACUUGUGAAAGGUGUUGGACUGAAGGCAACAGCAACAGCUUUCACUGCCAUGGCCUCUCAAAAACAAGCACAGCGUGCAGGCUAUGAGUUGUUGACUGAAAUGGUAUAUAAUGAUUACAAGGUAGAUGGAAAAGUUGUCUUCCCAGGGAUGACCACACCAUCAGUGAAAUAUAUGGGCAAAUACAUACCUUGA
Messenger RNA from Schistocerca piceifrons (Central American locust), 741 nucleotides. RefSeq lists its product as uncharacterized. The record is from RefSeq and is a predicted model, not a curated record. NCBI's taxonomy places the organism in Eukaryota, Metazoa, Arthropoda, Insecta, Orthoptera, Acrididae. Bases 1 to 741 code for a protein of 246 amino acids. Gene Ontology annotation, molecular function: N-acetyltransferase activity. The transcript has 2 exons.